GGCAGCUACACUAGCAACGCCUAUCCGUAGACCAUGCCGAGGAGCUAAAUAGCUCGUGCGACGGUCCAUCGGGUAUGAGGGGAGGGGUCGCAGCUCGGUUGAGCUCGACGGAAAGGUUCCGCUCGUCGCUGGUCUGACUAUGGUCCUCAAAUAACUACUUUGCGCACGAUGCACUCCCACCCGGAACCCCGAGGCUUGCACGCCUUCCGUUGCGGAAGCUUACCUCCAGCUUCCCUGCUCCGUCUCUUUCAUCCUCUUCUUGCUCUGCCCUCUGUGCUCUGUGCAUUGUUCUCCCCCACCGUGCUUCUGGCCUCGUAUACGUUAAAGACGGCCCGGAAAGAUGGGCGGAACGCAGCCGUGGCCGCAGGUUCCUGUGGGGAAUAAGGAUCAUACGCAGGCGGCUGUCGUCAUCAUUGGGGCGGGGAUCUCUGGGAUUUGUAUGGCUAUUGAUCUCGUCAAGCGGAACCAAUGCCACAACUUUAUCAUUGUGGAGAAGAGCUCUGGUGUGGGCGGGACGUGGUAUGAUAACAAAUACCCUGGCUGCUGCUGCGAUGUAUGGAGCAUGCUCUACUCCUACUCCUUCGAGCAAAACCCCGACUGGACGCGCGAAUACCCUGGCCAGGAAGAAAUCCUUGACUACCUUCGCAAUGUAGCCCACAAAUACCACCUUUACAAAUACAUCCGCUUCAACACGUCGGUCGACGCUGCAACAUGGGACGCCUCCUCCUCGCGCUGGAAAGUCGAUGUCAGUGUCACGGGCGGCAAGGACGCUGAGUCCAGCCCCGGCUAUACGAUUGAGUGCGAUUUUUUGGUCAGUGCGGUGGGCCAGUUGAAUCAGCCCAUGUACCCGGAUAUCGAGGGGUUAGAGCGGUUUCGAGGGAAGGUUAUGCACAGUGCUCGGUGGGAUUGGAGUUACAGCAUUGAGGGGAAGAAGGUUGGGGUUAUUGGGAAUGGCGCCACCGCCGCCCAAAUCAUCCCCGAGAUCCUCCCCUCCACCAAAGACCUAGUAAUCUACCAACGCACCCCCAACUGGAUCAUCCCCCGCGGCGACGGCCCCGUCUCCUCCCUCCGCCGCUUCCUCUACCGCUACCUACCACCCCUCCGAUGGCGCGUGCGCGCCCAGCAAAUGGACUACCGCGAGUCUUUCUACUCCGCCGUCACCGCGCCCGAGUCGCCCUUCGCCGACCAAAUCCGCGAAUGGUGCCAGGACACGAUGAAAGCGCAAAUCCCCAACCGUCCGGACCUGUGGGAGAAACUGGUCCCGGACUACGCGCCUGGCUGCAAGAGAGUGAUUAUCACGGACGACUACUACCCCGCUGUCGCCGACCCGAAGACCACGCUCGAAACGAACAAGAUUGUCCGCAUCACUGAGACGGGCGUCGAGGUCGAGGAUGGCCACGGCGGCACCGUGCACCACGAGCAUGAUUUCCUUGUCCUGGCGACGGGCUUCCGCACCGUGGAGUUCCUCUUCCCGAUCAAGAUCACCGGCGCAGACGGCCAGGCGCUCUCGGAUAUCUGGGCUGGAGGCGCCUCGGCGCUGUACGGCACUACCGUGCCCUCGCUCCCGAAUUUCGGCAUGUUCUACGGGCCGAACACGAACCUGGGGCAUAAUUCGAUUGUGCUGAUGAUCGAAGCGCAGAGCAGGUAUUUGAACGAAUUGGUGCGUGCGGUGCUAGAUGCGCGGCACAGAGGGGAACGAAUCGGCAUCAUGCCGAAGCAAAGUAAGACGGAUGUCUUCAACGAGAAGAUCCAGGCCAUCCUUUCGAAAUCCUCCUUCGCGGACCCGAAGUGCGGAAGCUGGUAUAAGACGAAGGACGGGAAGAUUACGCAGAACUGGAGCGGGACUGUGGUGGAAUAUCAGGAGGUGUUGAGUAAGGUUGACUGGGAGGAUUUUGAGGUCACGGGUGGGAACCGUAGUGGGCAGAGUGCGAGCAAAGUGGUGUUUGGGGAUGGGAAAAAGAAGACGCGGAUUGGGCGGGUGAAGGAAGAGACGAGCGUGAGUAAUUUGGGGUUGCUGGCGGGGGCUGUGAGUGUGGCUGCUGUGGGGGCGGCGUGGGUGUGGAGGGGGAAGUUGCCUAGGAGGCUGGGCUUGGGUUCGUCAUAG
This is a messenger RNA of Trematosphaeria pertusa, 2104 nucleotides long. Its product is annotated as flavin-binding monooxygenase-like protein. The transcript is spliced from 6 exons. Gene Ontology annotation, molecular function: NADP binding; N,N-dimethylaniline monooxygenase activity; flavin adenine dinucleotide binding. The record is from RefSeq and is a predicted model, not a curated record. Bases 341 to 2104 code for a protein of 587 amino acids. NCBI's taxonomy places the organism in Eukaryota, Fungi, Ascomycota, Dothideomycetes, Pleosporales, Trematosphaeriaceae.